This is a messenger RNA of Striga asiatica, 1104 nucleotides long. The record is from the annotation of a GenBank genome assembly. NCBI's taxonomy places the organism in Eukaryota, Viridiplantae, Streptophyta, Magnoliopsida, Lamiales, Orobanchaceae.
UUUGGGUCACCGCCUCCGACGCCUCGCCUCCGCCUCCGCCCCGACGCUCCGCCUCCAACUCCACUUCCAGUUUGCCCCAAAUCCAAAAGCCCUAGGUACAGUCCUGGGCGGGCCGACCCUCCCCAAAUCGAGCCAGGGCACGGGCCCGAUCUACUUGUUUAUGUUAAUUUGCCUUUUGUUUUUUUUAAUUAACUUGUACUUAUACAUCCAGCCCAUAAACUUGUAACUGACGAAACAACACGACGUCGUUUUGAUAAUUGUAUAACCAUUUCCCAACCCUCGAUUCCUUCUGUCUGUGCAGCGAUUCUAGUUCAUUGUUGUUCAGUUGGGACGAAUAAAAAUCGCAACUCAUCAAAGGCUAAUCCGGAAAAAAAUGAGUGCUUUCAAUGCAUUUAAAGCGAAUGUUCCUAUUGCGUGGAGCCCUAAUCUGUACAUAACGCUGGUGAGGGGAAUCCCGGGCACAAGAAGGCUCCACCGGCGCACGUUACAGGCAUUGCGCCUCAGCAAGUGCAACCGUACUGUCACACACUACAAUACUCCCUCUCUCCGGGGAAUGCUUCAGCAGGUGAAGAGAUUGGUGGUGGUUGAGACGGAGGAAAUGUACAAUGCUCGCAAGGAGAAAGAGGCUAAACACCGGGCAAUUCGCCCGCCUUUGGUCGUCAGUCACCAUCAACUUCCUGCCAGUGAUUCUUCGGCUUGAUUGCUCCGAUUUUCUCAACUGCCUGCAGGAAUAACUCAUAAGUCGUCUCUGCCAACAGAUGGACAUGAAAGUCAAAAGGAAGAGAUUGGGAAGUGUUGAGCUAUGUGGAACCAAAAGAAAUCCAACUCUCCUUUUUAACUCUUUGAAGCUACCUUUGUUGAAGAAAAAUUAUUCUUGUUUGAUGUUUUGAGACAUAUGAAAAUGUUUACGCAUUUUAAGAAUUUCGGACAUGGUACUUUGGUUAUUUACUUUUCUUGGUUCGAUAUUUCUUUUUGCUCGUAUUUCUUGCUUCUGUUUCAUCACAUGUGACUUUGUUGGUUUCUUUCUGCAUACAUGGCUUGGACCUAACUUCUUCUACAACUGUGGAAGUUUUUAAAAUUCGAAGAACUACGUUUUAAUUACGA